AUGGGCUUUGCAUGUGAAGACUUAACAACCAACAGAUCACUAUCCAUUUAUUCAGGAUGGCUUGAACAGCACUGCCAACCAAACUUUCGUACGAAUGUGACGCCAGACCCAAGCACAUGUUGUGGUCCUUAUAAGCCUUUGAAAGGAUUUAAAAAUGAUAAACCACCUUCUCUUCAGAAAGCAGUUGAUGUGCACAGCCAUGAUACUAUUGGAAUGAUUGCUGUGGACAAACAAGGAAAUGUUGCAACAGGAACUUCAACCAAUGGAGCAUCUCACAAAAUUCCUGGACGUGUGGGUGAUUCACCAAUCAUUGGAGCAGGAUCCUACGCAGACAGUUCAGUGGGAGGAGCAGCUGCUACAGGAGAUGGAGAUACCAUGAUGAGAUUUUUACCAAGUUACCAAGCUGUGGAGAACAUGAGAAUGGGAGCUGAUCCCACCACUGCCUGCCGGAAAGCUAUUGCUAGAAUCCAGAAACAUGUCCCAGUGUUUUUUGGAGCUAUAAUAUGUGCCAACCACACAGGGAGUUAUGGUGCUGCUUGCUGUAAAGCACCAGGAUUCUCUCAAUUUCAUUACACCGUUUUCAAGCCUGGCCUUUCACAGCCACUGUUAGAGGUAGUGGAUUGUCUAUAG
This is a messenger RNA of Staurois parvus, 630 nucleotides long. NCBI's taxonomy places the organism in Eukaryota, Metazoa, Chordata, Amphibia, Anura, Ranidae. The record is from the annotation of a GenBank genome assembly.